GGGGGCGCUGCGUGCGCUCUGCGGGGAUCGCCCUCGGAGGGGCCGGCCCGCACUGUGUGCAGGCGGAUGUGCGCCGCAUGUCAAUCGGCGGGCGGGGGAGCGGAGCAGGUUGUUACUACUGCAGAGAGAGAGCGAGAGAGAGAGGGAGAGAGAGAGAGAGCGAGAGAGCGGGAGAGAGAGCGCGAGAGAGCGAGCGAGCGAGGAGCCGCAGCGGCCGGCCGGCCCGCGAGUGCAGGAGCGGACCGCGGCGGCCCCGCCUCGCCCUGCGCCCCGGCCCCGAGGAGCCCCCGGCGCGGGCGGCCGGCCAGGGACGCCCCGUCCCGAGCAAAGCCGCGCCUCGAGCCCCCGCGACCACCCCGAGGGCCUGGGCUCGCGCGGGCGCACGCAGGAGAGCCGAGCCGAGCCGGGACACCCCGACUUUCUGAGCUCGGCGCUCAGGGCUGGUAGAACAAAGUGCGGGACGGAGCCCGAGGUGGGGCGCUGGACCCCGAGAGCCGCCUUGCGUCGGAAUAACCCGCCGUGUCCUCUGCCACCAUGAGGAACAUCUUCAAGAGGAACCAGGAGCCCGUUGUGGCUCCUGCCGGCACUGCCGCCACCACCACCACCGCCGCCAUGCCCAUCGGGCCCGCAGACAACUCCACGGAGAGCGGGGGCGCGGGGGAGAGCAAGGAGGACAUGUUCGCCAAGCUGAAGGACAAAUUCUUCAACGAGAUAAACAAGAUCCCCUUGCCGCCCUGGGCGCUGAUCGCCAUCGCGGUGGUGGCCGGGCUCCUCGUCCUCACCUGCUGCUUCUGCAUCUGCAAGAAGUGCUGCUGCAAGAAGAAGAAGAACAAGAAGGAGAAGGGCAAAGGCAUGAAGAACGCCAUGAACAUGAAGGACAUGAAGGGCGGCCAGGAUGACGACGAUGCGGAGACCGGCCUGACGGAGGGCGAGGGCGAGGGCGAGGGCGAGGAGGAGCCUGAGAACCUGGGCAAGCUGCAGUUCUCUCUGGACUACGACUUCCAGGCCAACCAGCUGACCGUGGGGGUGCUGCAGGCCGCGGAGCUGCCCGCCCUGGACAUGGGAGGCACCUCGGACCCUUACGUCAAAGUCUUCCUCCUUCCAGACAAGAAAAAGAAAUACGAGACGAAAGUGCACCGGAAGACGCUGAACCCCGCCUUCAACGAGACCUUCACCUUCAAGGUGCCCUACCAGGAGCUGGGGGGCAAGACCCUGGUGAUGGCCAUCUAUGACUUCGACCGCUUCUCCAAGCACGACAUCAUCGGGGAGGUGAAGGUGCCCAUGAACACGGUGGACCUGGGCCAGCCCAUCGAGGAGUGGAGGGACCUGCAGGGCGGCGAGAAGGAGGAGCCAGAGAAACUGGGCGACAUCUGCACCUCGCUGCGCUACGUGCCCACGGCGGGGAAGCUCACGGUCUGCAUCCUGGAGGCCAAGAACCUGAAGAAGAUGGACGUGGGUGGUCUCUCGGACCCCUACGUGAAGAUCCACCUGAUGCAGAACGGCAAGAGGCUCAAGAAGAAGAAGACGACGGUGAAGAAGAAGACGCUGAACCCCUACUUCAACGAGUCCUUCAGCUUCGAGAUCCCCUUUGAGCAGAUCCAGAAAGUCCAGGUCGUGGUCACUGUGCUGGACUACGACAAGCUGGGCAAGAACGAAGCCAUCGGCAAGAUCUUCGUGGGCAGCAACGCCACGGGCACGGAGCUGCGGCACUGGUCCGACAUGCUGGCCAACCCCCGGAGGCCCAUCGCACAGUGGCACUCCCUCAAGCCCGAGGAGGAGGUGGAUGCGCUGCUGGGCAAGAACAAGUAGGCGGGAGUGGCCGGGACGCCUCGGACACUGGCAGAUGCAGAGCGACCGAUACCUCAGUUCCGCAACCUCCAGGUCUUCCUUCUCCCAUCCGUUCGUGGCGGUGUCCUCGGUUUCUUCCUCCCCUCUUCCCUCUGGAAAGACCCACUUCCUUCCGAAGGCCCUGUCGGAGAGUCCCCCGAGGUUCCAGAGAAGCCUGGCUCUUCCCUGCUGCAUGCCACUCUCCCCUCUCUCCCUGACGCUUCACUUAAGCCCCCACCCCCUGAGUGAAGCUCUCUGGCGGCAGACAGCGGCCGCAGUUCCUGCUCUCUGAGUGUUCUGGACCCACACCACGGUGGCACCUCCUGUUUCCCCGAGGUGGAAGGCGACCCGGCGUGCGUGUGCGUGCAGAUGCGUGGACAGGUGUGCGUGCGUGCGUGCGUAACGGGCGUGCAUGCACGCCAGCAGCUCUGGGUCCCUGGAAAGAGCCGUGGACAGUGAGUGACCCUGUGUGGAGGCUCUGUGUGGGGACCCUGGAACGGAGCCGAGCUGACCCUCUCCGUGGGAGCGCCUCUGCCCGCUGGGGGAGAGGGUUCCGAGCCGGGUCGUACUCUGGAAGCGCCCUCCGCGUGGGUGGCCGUUUCGGAGAGACAAGCUGUGAAGUCUGGAUCUGCCCAGAACUAGGACCAAACCCCUGCCCCCAUCACAAACUUCCUCCUGCCAGUCAUGGUUUGCUCGACAUUCGUGACAAUGAACUCUCCGCUCGAUGGGUCAGACUCGAACUCGAACCAGCAGUCCCGGGACCUCCCGCCCUUGACGGUUAAUAUCAGAUUCCCAAGAAACACAAACCCCUUUCCCCAGGAAGACCAAACCGAGACUCCUGGGUCUCCGCCCCCUCCCCGUGGGAAACAGACGCUUCCUCCCUUUCCCGACAGUAUCUGCCCCCUGGUUCAUUUGCAUUUGCUCCUCAGCCUGCCUUCGCUUCUGUUUUUUCUCUUCUUCGUUUAAGCCAAGCAGCGCUAGCGGAAUCCACAUUAAUGUGUAGACAGAGCCAGAGAACUUUGAAAGGAAGGUUUGAGUGUACUUAGUCCCCCUGAGGUCCAGGUAAGAAGGGAAGGGAGUGGCAGGAGGGGAGGACCGUGGACACGAGGCACGGACUGUGCGGGUCUCCCUGGGCUCCCCCAGCUCCCUCUCGACUGCUCUCCACUGUGGCGGGCCGGUGGGCAGCUCGGCCCAGGGAGCCCCGAGGGGAGGCCCCGUCCCACCCUUCAUCAGCAGCUUCUCUGACCCCCGCAGAGCAGGGCCUCCGUUCCAGGUUGCUGGGAAAGGAAUCCCGCCCCGUGUUCUGUUGUGUCCCAUUCCCUGUCACCUUUCGUCGCCAGCAUUGGUAAAAAGCCAUAUAUAUGUCAGUCAAGUUUGCACUGAGUCCUCUUCCAAGCCUCAGCCUGAGCGGGAGGCCCGGCACUGCGGCCCACCUGUCCCCUCUCUCAUGCACGGGCCCUCAGGCCCCGCCCACCUGUCACCAUAGAAAACUCACAGCUUCCCCAAGAGCCUGGGGCACCCUCUCUCUCCUCCCUCUCCCUCUCUCUCCCUCCCCCCUGUCUUUCUCUCUCUGUCUCUUUGUCUCUGUCUCUGUCUCCUCCCUUCUUUCUUUCUCUUCCCCCCCCCCCCGCAGAAAAAAAAAUGGUAGAACAUCCUGUCUGGCCCCAUUGGGCCGCCUCAGUGUGCUGUGAGCACCUGAGGCGGAUGGACAGCACUGGGGACACUUGGCCUUUGAAGAGCCGGUGAUGUAGAUGCUGCAGUGUCCUCUGUGUUCUUGAUGGGGAAGAAGGGCCUUCUGGCUCCGUAGGGGCAGGGCAGGGCACACGGAGGCUGGGGGCUCAGAGCUGCCAUCUCUCCGCCCAGGGUGCCCGGAAAGUACGCGUUUUGUACUGGACGCGUGCACACGUGUGUCUGCAUGCCCAUGUGCACAUGCACGUGUGUCUGCCUUUGUGUGCCCGCCUGUGCCACAGCCUGAAGGGAACGCAGAGCUCUGACAGCCACUUGGAUGGAGCUCGGGUCUCUGAGACCAGAGCUGGGCUGCGGGGGAGCUGGGGACAGUGGGCUCCUUCAGAACGGGGCUGUCUGCAGUGGCGGAGGUGCUGGUGUGGCCAGCAGGAGUCUCUGGCUCUUUCCCGCCUGCAGAGCUGUGGGCUUUUGGUGCUUUCUCAGGGUCUUCCCAUAUUCCCCUCACAGCAGCCCCCAGACCUGCCUUCCCGAAGGUCUCCCUCACGCUCAUCCCGCGCCCUUUCAUUCUCUGGCCUGCUCCCAGCCCACCCUCUGCGGGGGCUCUUCUCAGCCCGUGCCCUGCAGCCAGCCCUCCCAGAGUCCACAAGCCCCCUCCGUGGUGGACGGAAGGGCGGGUGGGCAUCCUUACUGCUGGAGUGCCCCAGUGCCCAGACAGGGCGGGCGUCUUACCCUGGGCCCACCUCCAGAGGGCAGCCUUGAGGCGGGGGUGGGUGUGUGCAGGUUGCUGAGACAGCCUGGGAAGAGCUAAGCUGGGGAGCAGUUUCCCCUCCGGGGUCCGGCUGGCCUGGGAUGCCCAGAGGCCCAGAGGCACUGCCUGGGGCCCCGGCAGGAGAAAGGGAAAUGGACUCGAGCUUGUGAAUUUUCUACCCCGAGGGUUACCCCAGACCCUUGCUGCUGGGAGGCAGGAGGCCUGAGGCGGGGUGUCUGCGCAUCUUGGCAGCAGGGUCCUGGGGUGUGUCGAGAGCAAGCACUCACCCCAGAGUCUUCCCCAGGGGGAACGUCGUAGAGACGUGACUCCUUAGAGGACAGGCCCAGACCCACCCACGAAUGGGGCUGGAGGCCCCCAGAAUCGAGUGUUCUCUUUCCUCCCCGAAUCCUCGUCUGGCUAGACCUGCUCACAGGGGCGACUGGCAGACGGGGCAGCUUUGGAAGCGACUUCCGGAGGCAGUAAGAGGACAGGGGACUUGGGGUUCCUCAGCACAGGCAGGCCUGGCGGGGGUCAGCAGGGAGGGGUCCCUUCCUCCCCAUCAGUCCCUGCCUUGUGUUCCUGUGUUCGCUCCAGGAUGGUUUUGCUGGCCAGGGGCCCCCGGAGAGAGCGGGGAUUCCUCCUUGGGGAUGCAGGCGGCCCUGGGGCUGCAGAAUGGUCGAGAAGUUGCCCUAGCUCAGGCGUGAGUGUGUCCAUGUUCUGCUAAGGUCCAAUUCUGGCCACCCCGGUUUCACUAGGAGCAAGCUGGUAGAAAGCAGUGGGGUCUGGCAUGGCCCCUGUCCCCCAGUCUGUGCCCUCAGCCGGGUGGCAGGGGGCUGGCAGACAGUGAAGUGGCCCAAGGAUUGAUCUUGGUGGCUCAGAACCCCCAUGACCUGGUCAUCACACCGGGCAGAUAAAAGCAGGCUGCCCAGUUUAAUCUGAAUUCCAGAUCGACAACCGAAAUACGUGACACACUAAACUGAGAGAUUUGCUGUGGACCUGAGGUCCGGGUUUAACUGGGCACUUGAGUUUGGGCUGGCAACCCCCUUCUGACCACUUACUCCUCCCCCCACCCCCCAGUGCCGAGAGGCCAGGGACUGGCCAUGGGGAUUUUCUCUGUUUUCGAGCUGCAAUACUGAGAAGGGGACGCUGCAACUUGAAGACACACAAAUCUACUUUAUUUUUUAAGCAACAAGAACCUUCUGAAGCCAUUUGAGCCCAUUGCCCCCUCCAUGUGCGUUUAGCUCUACGAAGGUCACGUCUCCGGCCUCUGACGCGAGAUGCAUGCCUUGAACUUCCCGUCAAUAGCCGCAUGGCCACGCCAGCCCAACCCCAUCUCACACGACUCGUUGAGGCUGCUCGUUUGAUGUAUGUCAGUAAAGUCUUUGUCUCCCCACCCCUGUCUUGCCCCCGCCCCCACCCCGGGUGCCCCUCUGUGGGACUGAAGCUGGCAGCGUCCUGCUCUGGCCCAGCCUGGCCAGGGGAGAGGCUGGAGGACCCAGGACGCUGGUGUCUGCUGGCCCAUCCCUGCUGCCUGCUAUGCAUCCGCCUGCAGAGUCAACCCCAGGCCGUGUCCACCGGUGCCCGGGAGCUUCUGUGGUCCCUGUGUGCACAUGUGUGUGCACAUGUGUGUAUGCGUGUGUGCAAUGCGCGAACACAUGUGAACAUGUGUGUGCAUGCAUGUGUGAAUGCACAUGCGUGCACACAUGUAUGGAUGUACAGUGUGCACGUGUGCGCACGUGCACAUGUAUGUGCAUGCACAUAUAUGUGUGCAUGUAUGUAUGUGUGCAUGCACACGUGAACACAAAAGUGUGUAUAUGUGUUCAUGUGUGCAUGCAUGUGUGUACAUGUGAAUGCACACGUGUGCAUAUGUGUGCAUGUGUGUGUGCGUUUGUGCGCGCUCCUUCCUCCCAUUGUUUGAAUUAACUAAAGCCAUAAGGGGGCCUCCUGCUGGAGAUGGCUCCUCCCAGGAGCCCCCCAUGUCCCUCUGACUGGCUCCCCACGAACCCUUGUCAAGGGCUCACUGGUCUCCCUCCUGCUCCCUCAUCCCCCGUGUCAUGAGGAUGGAGGAGGCCAGAUGAUUGGGUGGCUCCCACGGGGGUCGGGGUGGCUCCCUCCCUGUCUCCCCCGUGUGCCCGUCACUCUGGACCCCUCUCCCGGGGGCGCUGUGGAGGCGCCUGGGGUUCUCAGGAGCAGCUGGUCAGCGACUCAGUCUCCCCAGGUUCCCACUGGCCCACAGAACCGUCCCCCACUGUGAGGUCUUGGGGCUCCCACUCCCUCCCGCCUGCAGCCGCACCCGAGCAGGGCGGCGGGAGGUGCCGGGCCCAACCCAGGGAGGCAGGCGCUGUCGGGCCACAGUCCCGGGACCCUCAGCGCCAGCCGGGUGAGACGGGGGAGAGGGGUCUGGGGGCUCUCAAGGCCCUAAGGCCUGGUUGGUGCAGAGAGACCUGGGGCCCGAAAGCCCCCAGCCCCGCCCACAGCUCCGUGAGGGGCUCAGGCCCCUGCGGAGUGGGGUCCUGCCGGCAAGGCUGGGGGCUGCCCUCUGGUUCCACUGUGGGGUGCGCGGUGCCAGGGUCUAGUUUAGUGCAGGGGGACGACAUGCCCCUCCUUGGCUUGCCCUCAGCACACCCGCAGCAGAGACAGAAACCGAGGCCGGAGGGGCCAAGGUGGGUCUGUGAGCGCCGAGCGUGGGCCGGACUGGAGUCUCCACCCGCUGCCUCCGCCCUCCCUGGACCCUCUGCCAAGCAGCCGGCUUCUGCCCCCUAUCCAAGGGCUUGAUUUGCCGCUUCCCGAAACCCUGGGUCUGACCCUCCCAAAGCCGAUCGCGGGCAGACCCCGGAACGCACUGCGCCUCCCUCGGAGCCCCGCUCUGUCUUCACAGGAAGGACCGUGUAUAACCCGCCCCGCCCCCGCCCCACCGCACCGCUUGGCAACGCUCUCCACCCCCUCCUGUGGACUCUGUUGUUCUCGUCUGAUCUCUUGUCGAAUUGUUAUUUUGUAAUGAGCUGCGUCUCCUUAUUAAAGAAACUGAGCUGAAAGAAAA
This is a messenger RNA of Sorex araneus (European shrew), 7301 nucleotides long. It is a transcript of the gene SYT2, whose product is annotated as synaptotagmin 2. Gene Ontology annotation, cellular component: synaptic vesicle membrane; axon; dense core granule. Gene Ontology annotation, biological process: cellular response to calcium ion; regulation of dopamine secretion; regulation of calcium ion-dependent exocytosis. Lineage: Eukaryota; Metazoa; Chordata; Mammalia; Eulipotyphla; Soricidae. The record is from RefSeq and is a predicted model, not a curated record. Gene Ontology annotation, molecular function: syntaxin binding; phosphatidylserine binding; clathrin binding. The coding region runs from base 535 to 1809 and encodes 424 amino acids. The transcript has 9 exons.